This is a messenger RNA of Agelaius phoeniceus (red-winged blackbird), 2525 nucleotides long. NCBI's taxonomy places the organism in Eukaryota, Metazoa, Chordata, Aves, Passeriformes, Icteridae. The record is from RefSeq and is a predicted model, not a curated record.
AUGGCGGCACCCCCCGACUCCCAGCUAACGGUGGGGCCCUGCGGCCCCGAGAUAACGGUGGGGCUCCGCGCCUCUGAACCAACGGCCGUGCUCUGCGCCUCUGAACCAACGGCCACACUCUGCGCCUCUGAACCAACGGCCGCACCCCGCACCUCUGAACCAACGGCCGCACCCCGCGCCUCUGAACCAACGGCCACGUUCCGUGCUUCCUUUAGCAGCCCGUCCCAAAACGACAGCUUUUUCCCCGUAGAUGGGGGCCCCAGUACAAUUAUCCCAUACCUCCAGGUGGAAGAUAUCCUCCGGAUGCCUGAUCACCCCAGCGCACAGGAGCCUCGACACUGCGAGGACAAAAUCACCUGGCUCACAAUCUAUGCCCCAGUCUCUGUGAAUUUUAAAAAUGACCUUAACAAGGGGCUCCAUCCUCUCCACUGCUGGCUACCGACGCGAGACUUCCUCCUUCACCAGGUCCUGGCGCGAGACUUCCUCCUUCGCCGCUCCUGCUGCCACGCCGAGCUCCGCCCCUCCUGCGACUCCGCCCCUCGCCGCCGCGAGUCUCCAGCCGGACACGCCCCCCAUUUCCCCGUCGGACGCCGCCGCUCCGGUACCCGCGGUCCUGCUCGCCCCUGCCGCCCCGCCCCCCGCCCUCGCGGUCCCGACACCCGCCCCCCGGCCCUGGCCAACCCCCGGCCCCUCCCACCGCUCCCGCAUCCCCGCCUUUGCCAUCCCGUCGGUCCCGGCUGUCCCGGGCCCCGCCCCUCAAUCCCGCCCACCGGCGUCACCGGCCCCGCCCCCUCCUGCCGCCGCCGCUCCCCCCCCCCCCCCGUUCCCCGCGAGUGCGGCCGCUCCCGCCCCCCCCACGUCCCCCUCGCCCCCUUUGCCGACACAGCGGGGCCGGUGCUGGCCCAGGUCCCGUCGCUGCUGCUGCGUCUCUGCAGUUCCCUGCGGCUCCCGGAUCUGCGGUGCCGAGCGCUCCUGGCGCGGCCGCGCUGCGCCCCCUGCGGACGCUGCCGCGGGAAGCUCUGCCCCCCCACCCUCGCGUUCCAGUGCACGCCGCACACCCCGAGCUGCCCACGGGCCCCGUGGCAGUGCAAACGCCCCCGGCUGACCCCAUCCCUGCCAGCGUUCCGGCGCAAUCCCCCGGUCCCGGCACGGCACCGCUUGCGCUGGGACCGGAGCGCCCCAGGCCGCCCAGCCCCCCCGUGCCGGCGCCGCGGCGUCCGCACCGGUGGCUGCAGCCUCUGCCGUGCCUGCCGCCGCUCCAGCGCUGCCUCUGCCGUGCCUGCCGCCGCUCCAGCGCUGCCUCUGCCGUGCCUGCCGCCGCUCCAGCGCUGCCUCUGCCGUGCCUGCCGCCGCUCCAGCCCCGCCUCUGCCGUGCCUGCCGCCCCUGCCCGCCGGACCAGCAGCCACCCCAGCUCCCAGCGGCUGCACGCCGCGGCCCCCCCGCCGCCUCCACGCCGCUCCUCCCGCCGCCACCCGGGAUCAUCUCCCGCUGACGAGGCCGCCCCGCCGCCGCCCGUGGUCGCUUUCUCGCUCCUGCCGCCGCCGCUCCAUGGCGGGCGGAGCCGCGCCUUCCCCAGCGCAGCCCCCCGCUUCAGAGUUGCUGGAUAGCGCGGCUCCGCCGCCUCCUGCAACCACGGACGUCCCGGCGUUCCUUGCCGCGGCCGCAGUCGCAGCCCCGGCUCCCGUUUCCGCAGCGCCGCCGCCUCCCGCACACCCCGGCCCGCCCGCCGCCGCCGCCGGCGCCAUCAGGGCUGUCCCCCCCGCUGCCCUAGUGCCGUAAUCCACGCAUGCGCAGUUGCUACAACCCCCGUACCAGCGAUAUCACUCCGCGCCGACUCAUCCAACCACAGCGCCGCUUCCGGGAUCAGCCGCACGCAUGCGCAGUUCUAUUUGCACGGCGCGCCGCCGCCACCCCGCACUGCUUUGGCCGCCGCUUUGGUACAGCGUGGUCCCGGUUCCGAGCCGCUGCGUGCCGCUGUCCGGACACAGCCGGCAUCCCUGUGCGCUGGAACGGGGCUUCCGCCGCCACCGGGUGACGGAGAUCGGGAAGGACGUGCUGGGGCUGCGCAUCAGCCCCCUCCAGUUCCGCUAGGAAUUCUCCUGGAGAAGGAAAUUCCCAGUCCCCCACCCCAGCUUUCCCCCCACUCCCUCCCCUUGGCCAUUCCCAUCCUCUCUUCCCGGUUUUUCCCCACUCUGGAAUGCCAGAUUGGGGUUUUUUUCCCCCACAUUUAGCAGGAUUUUUUUUUCCUUGUUCCCAAGCGGUUUUCCUGUGCUUUUAUCCCAGUUUUUUUCCAGAGGGGGAAGGGGGGGCCUCUUCCCAAAUCCUGGUUGUGACACAACCACCUCUGCUCCCCUUAAAAUCCUAAAAAAUUGCUCAAAAAAAACUGGGAUUGGCUCUGUAAAUCCCGAAUCCAGGGAAAUCCUGCUCCCUCUGGAAGUGUCUCUGUGUUUGUUGAUUCCUCCUGUUGUCGCCAUGGCAACUCAGUGAGCUUCCCAUUGUUAAUAAAGUUCAUUAAUGACCUGGA